Messenger RNA from Macroventuria anomochaeta, 1876 nucleotides. Its product is annotated as MFS general substrate transporter. Gene Ontology annotation, biological process: transmembrane transport. The record is from RefSeq and is a predicted model, not a curated record. The transcript is spliced from 2 exons. NCBI's taxonomy places the organism in Eukaryota, Fungi, Ascomycota, Dothideomycetes, Pleosporales, Didymellaceae. The coding region runs from base 205 to 1755 and encodes 516 amino acids. Gene Ontology annotation, molecular function: transmembrane transporter activity.
CUGAAAGUUCCCGCGCUUCCGAGGACCUCCAGCCCAAGCCCAACAAUCGCUCUUUCCUCGUCUGACGCCUUCGUCCGUUAGGUAAAUCGUCCUUUCCCGUACAACACCUACACGCCCUCACAAUGCGCUCUUAAUGUAUAGUUGAACCACCCAGGGCUGGCCGCGACGAAGUUUGGUCCGUUCUAGACGUUCUCCACAAUAAACAUGGGCCUUGGGAUCUUGGAGGAUCGACACUUGGAGCAUGUCCCUGGGACGGCCUUCGUGCUCGAUGGCGACAGGAAAAGAGAGGUCGCGCAAGAUGCAGCGCGAAGUCAUCUGAAGUACGACAAGACGGGCAAGAUACUGCUCGUUCCGCAGCCUUCAGACGAUCCUAAUGAUCCACUUAACUGGCCACUAUGGAAACGUGACCUCAUCAUAGUAAUCCUCUCCCUCCUCUCCGUCAUCGCAGCAACCCUGUCCCCCCUCCUCGCCGCCAACACCGUGUCGCUAGCCAUCAUCUUCGAGCGCUCCCUCACUGACAUGGCCCUUUUGACUGGGUACCACCUCCUCGGCGUUGGCAUCGCAGGAUUACUCUUCGUACCCAGCGCACGCAUAUGGGGAAAGCGACACCUCUACAUCCUCGGCGCCGUCAUUGUCAUCUUCAGUUGCGUAUGGGGCGGCGCAACGGGACCGCACUACGCUUCCUUCCUAUGGGCACGCAUCUUCCAGGGCGUGGGACUUGCGCCGUUCGAAGCGCUCGUCAAUGCGUCAGUGGGCGAUUUGUAUCAUGUGCAUGAGCGCGGACUGCGCAUGGCGCUUUCCAACCUUGCGCUGUUCGGCGGUGCGUUCUUGACACCGGUGUUCGUGGGACUGAUAGCAGAUCGCAUUGGGUACGAGUGGACAUUCUACUUCGUUGCUAUCUUCGCUGCUGUACUGCUGCCUCUAGUCAUAUUCUUCUGCCCAGAGACGACGUACAAGCGCGACGCGCGCUUCGACAUCGACACCAUGGGCAACCUCGUGAUUCAGCCCGGCUAUGAACUAAAAGACGUUCGCAACAACGGAACGACCUCAAUCUCCACCUCCGACGAAACCGAAAGAGGCGGCGUCCUAAAAGAAGGCCACGAAACCUUCGUCCAACCCAGCACCAUACCGUCUCCACCACCGCCCAAAGCCACCUUCCUCCAAUCCCUCGCCCCCUUCAACGGCCGCAAAACAGACGAGCACUACAUCCACCUCCUCUUCCGGCCCUUCCCUUUAUUCUUCCACCCAGGCAUCCUCUGGGCAUGUCUAAUCCAAGGCGUAAUGAUCGGUUUCACGGUGCUCAUCGGGGUCACGCUCGCUGCUAUUUUCCUGGGCCCGCCGCUCUGGUUCGGCGAGCUCGAGACUGGAUACAUGUACACGGGGGCCUUUAUCGGGGCGAUCCUGGGCUUUGCGUUGUGUGGGCUGAUAAGCGAUUCGAGCGCGAAGCUGCUGACGAGGUGGAACAACGGGGUUUAUGAGCCCGAAUUUCGGAUGGUGCUUGUGUUGCCGCAGAUGGUGUUGGGGGGUGCGGGGUUGUAUGGGUUUGGGUGGACUACUAACGAGCCGUUGAAGUAUGGAUGGCUCUGGCCUGACUUCUUCUUCGCUUUGGUGGUUAUGGGCAUGGUGUGUGGGGCGGUGGCGAGUGCGCUGUAUAUCGUCGAUGCUCAUCGUAAGUCUCAACUCCUUCGAUAUGGCUGCGUGGAACGGAGUGCAAGGGAGUUUGACGGGGUGGGAAAGAAUUGUGCAAUGAGUUGAGAAAGCGGUUUUGGCUAACAGUCCACAGGCGACAUGUCCGUCGAAGGCUUCACCUGCCUCCUCGUCUUCAAGAACCUGUUCUCCUUCGGCCUAACCUUCAAGGGCUUCGACUGGCUCGUGC